AUGUCGCAUUUGCGAGCCCGAGACGACGCGGUGGAGGUGUUGUCCAGUUGCCCGCCCGGACAGCUGGCGGUCGUGUGGUAUAGUGAUGAUUCAGUUUAUCACGAGCGGCUUAUGGUUUGGAGGGCUGGUGACACUGAGUGGUUUGUGCUGACCCCUGACGGGGACUUCUAUAGAGAGGACUGGUCAGGCCAUUCAGAUGAGGGUCCCAUCAGCUUCAAACUGAAGAAGACAGACUUUAGUCACUUCUCCCGUAUCAGCCAACCAGUGUAUCGUUUUAGUUCCUACCCCGAUGACGACCGGUUCAGAGAGCUUGUGGAGGAGGCCCUCAACGAGUUAGGUGAGUUAGGCAGUGGCUCCCUGAGUUGGACACCCCGCAAGGUCAUUGACAUGAAAGGCAAGGAGGUGGAAGCUUCUCUUGACCUGGGACGCCUGAUAGUGCCCCGGAGGUUGAGACGUCGAGAUGGAGGCUAUGUCGCUGAACCCAUUCCCUCCCCAGUGGCAGUGUCAGGCUUUCCUAGGUCAGGACUUGCACCGGCCCCUGAGGGCCACAUGUGGGUCGCCUUGCAUGACACCUCCGCCUUUGACCUUGGGAAGGAGGCCAACGUAGGCUUGGAGAAGGGCAUCCAGUUGGACAGCGACCAUGGAGCCAUCCCUGAUGAGAAGGGAUGGACCUUGAUGAAGCUGCUCAAAGUUGAGAAGGUUCCCGCAAUGGUUGAAGAGCGAGAGAAGCUGGUGCCCAGUCGGUUGGAGCUUCGUGGUGUGCCUAGCAGGAGCCUGGAGACUGGCGCCAAGAAGGAGGAGGCUGGAGGUGAGGAAGACGCUGAGGUCUCAGAGGACGCCAGGACUCUGAGUGUUUGCUAUGAUGAUCAAGGAGAGAGAUACCGGUCCUGGAGGGAGGCCACAAAAGAGGCAAGGGAGUAUUCCUACUCGGACUGGCCCCUGGAGGGGCCCCAAUCCGUGCUCCACUUGAUGAAGUACAUGUUGAAGAAUGGUGGCAGCCCCAAGCAAUGGUUGUUGAUUUGGGCCCGACACAAAGGAGUGCAUGACAAUGAUCGAGUCAUGCAUGAAAUGCGUGCCUUGUUGGAGAGCUUCGAAUUGGCAGGCUGCUAUGACCAGUUGAACCUUGGCAGUUUGGCCUGUUUUGAAGCCUUGGGACGCAGGGUGCAGAGCAUUGUCGAUGCCUACAACAGCGGCUCCUCCGCCUCUCCAGAUUGGGGGGGUCCAGAAGAUCUGGUUUCUCCUUCCCUUCGCACUUGGGCGGCCAAGAAAGGAAAGGAGGAAGUUGAGAUUGCAGCCGCCCGGACGAAGAUGAGAGAGCACAAGCGGCUGCAGAUCCCCACAGAAGAUGCUGCCGCCUCCGCCGUGGCUGACGGCAACCUACCUCCCGGCGGACCAGCUGCCAAAGCCAAGCGCAAGGCCAAGGCGAACAGACUGGCAGCUAUGGGAGGACAACGCCCAGAUCCAGCCAGAGUGGGUCGAGAUUUGUUUCCUUUGCCCUCUCCAACUUUGCCGAAGAAGCCUGUGGCCGGGAGCCGUCGGUCGCAACAGCGUCUGGAUCGCAAGUGGAGACACUAUGAGACGGUGAAGGAGGCAGUAGACGGCUUGAACUGGCUGGCAUGUGAUAGUUUUUUGCAUGGUACAGAUGUUGAACCGGAUGGCAUUCAGCUGGAGGUUUUGCAGCGAAUUCAUGAACUAGCCCAGGACGCAGGACGGCUGGGCACCUUGGAGCAGAUUCCAAAACCUGAGGCAGCCUUACGAGAGCUGCUCAAAGGGAAGUCGGAGUAUCACCAACCCGAAGUCCCUGUGGCUUUGGCUCCCUACAAACUCGAGCGCAUUUCUCUCCCGAGCAGCUUGGAGAACCUUCCGGAGGCUCGUGACCUUCUGCCGGAGAAUGCCCGUCGAUAUCUGUUGGGUAGAGAGCUCAUGCUUAGGGAGGAGGGCGCUUAUGAUGCCCCCCCGUCAUUAGGAGACUCCACUUUGAUCACAGACAAGGGUUUGCCGGUGGUAUUCAAGAGCUCAGCAGUCCGAGACAAUGCAAGAGCAACAACAAGGCACUACGUCUAUGUCGACAACCUUGGCAUUGUUUCCCCUCACCGGGGUGUCGUCCAGUCGGCGCUCCAGGAGCUGGACAGUCACUUUGGAGGCAAAGGACUUCUUCUUCACCCAGGAGAGGUCCACAGUGAAGAAACGAAAGCACUGGGGACAAUAUUGGAUGGCAAGAAUCUUUGCUCCCGAAUUUGUCCAGAGAGGUAUCACAAGGUCAGACAGAGCAUCAGAGGUCUUUUACAAAAGCCGCGGGUGACGGGACAGAUGGUUGAAGUUGUCUUGGGCCAUGCAACCUUUUGCGCAUUGAACAACCGUAUGCUCAUGUCGAUCUUCCACAGUUGUUACAAGUUCAUAAGAGCACACUACUUUGAACCGGUGGCAAUGUGGGAAGCAGUGCGUCGUGAGUUCACAGCCUUUUCAGGACUCAUGAUUUUUCUUCGAGCGGACUGGUGGCGCCCUUGGAACAGUUUGGUGUGUUGCAGCGACGCCAGUACUACUGGCUAUGGGGUAUGCACAUCACAUUGGAGGCUAGAGGAUGUCAGAAAGGUUGGUCGACAGAAGGAACGGAGCCGCUUUAAACGUUGUGACAAUCAUCCAGCUAGAGAGUCAGCCUUAACUUCAGCAGGGUUCAUUCGUGAUGAGUUGACAGGUGCAUGGAAGGCAGGCAAUCUUUCAACUGAAGAUUAUCUCAACCUCAGCGGGUGGAGACUGGACCAGAGUUUUGAGGAGGUUCCAGCCCGCCUGCUGAGGAAGCAAUUGUGGCAGCCAAAGCUUUGGGGAAAGUGGCGCUUCAACGAAGGCAUCAUUAUCCUUGAGGCCCGGGCCGCCGUGAAAGCGAUGAAGCGGAUUGCGAUGAGCCGGUACGGUUCGCAGACACGACAGCUUUUCUUGUUGGACAACAUGUCACUGACCUUAGCACUCGAGCGUAGCCGCAGUCGUCAGUAUGGGCUCCUGAGCCAGGCGGCCAGAGUGGAGCGAGUGUUGAGGCCUGGAAAGCUUGUUGUGCCGAGUCGUUCGAGCAAGAAGGAGGCCUUGUUGAAGCCUGUCGAGACCAGCGAGCUCCUGGCAACAAAGGGAGUGCUGGGAAAACUGCCCACGCUGGAGAGUCCAGGGGAGGAGACCAAAACCCUGGGAGUCGAUCUCUCCAUGUCCAGCAGUUCCGACAGCAGCAGCGAGGUAGACAUGACCAGGAAGAGAAAGAAGUACUUGCACAGUCGCGCCCGACACCGGAGGCGCAAAUAUGUGGACUUCCUCAUAGACGGCAAGGACAAGGAUGGGCUGAGUCUUUUGGAGAAGAGAGCCAUUGGAACAGCCGCAGAGAAAAUGUACCAGAAAGAGCUUCAGGCCUUCAAGGACUAUGCAGUGUGUCGGGGACUGGACCCGAAAGAUGCCGAGGGGGUGGACAGGUUGAUGGUGCAGUACAUGAACCAUUGUUAUUUGGCAGGGCACCAGGCCUAUGUUGGAGACCGCCUCAUAGCCAGUUGGUUGCACCAUCACCCACAGUUCAGCAAGACUGGGGUGAAGAAGAUCCCCAGAGCCCUGAGGACCUUCAGUUUGAUCAAACCGGCACCAGGAGUGACCAGCAGUUGGAGCUUGCUUCUGAGCCCAGAAGAGUUGCAGGAGAGUUCAAAGACUGGAGACUACGACGUCAGUGUCCUGUUAGACUCUCCCUAUACGAAUUGUUGGCUUGGCAAGUUCCUCACGGUCAUGAAGAGGGCCAGCAGCAGCUCGGCCCUGUGGGACUUCGACUACAGUCAGUACCUGGCAGUGAUAAAGAAGAUUGCCAAGAAGAUGGAGGUGCCACUGGAGCCUUAUCACACGAGGCACAGCGGCCCCUCCAUCGACAGAAGCCGAAAGUACAGGUCGCAGCUCGAGGUACAGAAGAGAGGCCAGUGGAAGAGUUCAGAGUCAUGCGUGAGGUACGAGAAAGCCGCCCGGUUGGCUCGGACCUGGGAGCAAGUGCCGCAGAAGACAAAGGACUUCGCCCUGGCUUGCGAGGAGGCGUUCGACGACAUCAUGCUUGGAAGAAAGAAGCGGAACGGGAAAGGGCAGUUUGUAGCAGACCUUUUCUCCGGGUGCGGAGGAGUGGCGCUGGCCUGUGAGAGGUUAGGCUUUGUGAGCAAGCAAUGGGACAUUAGGUUGGGGCACACAUGUGACUUGACAAGUCGAAGCGUUGUUCGCAAGUUGAAGUGCAGCAUCCGGACCGGGAAGGUCCUAGCCGUGAUGAUGGCGCCUCCUUGUAACAGUUUUUCAGUGGCUCGUGACCGCACAAAAGUGAUUCGUACACGAGAGUUUCCUUGGGGAUUGCCUGAUAGUUUUUUGACAGCCAGUGAACAAGAGAAAAUACAGUUGGGCAAUGCUUGCUUUCGAACAUGUUUUUUCUUUGAUUCGCAUGCUGGACCGUUUCAGAAUUCCGUGGAUCUUGGAGAACCCGGCAAGUUCAAA
Messenger RNA from Durusdinium trenchii, 4491 nucleotides. Lineage: Eukaryota; Dinophyceae; Suessiales; Symbiodiniaceae. The record is from the annotation of a GenBank genome assembly.